Myxocyprinus asiaticus (Chinese sucker) is the source of this 16071-nucleotide messenger RNA. It is a transcript of the gene ryr1b, whose product is annotated as ryanodine receptor 1b (skeletal). The record is from RefSeq and is a predicted model, not a curated record. Gene Ontology annotation, molecular function: ryanodine-sensitive calcium-release channel activity; protein binding. The coding region runs from base 49 to 15312 and encodes 5087 amino acids. NCBI's taxonomy places the organism in Eukaryota, Metazoa, Chordata, Actinopteri, Cypriniformes, Catostomidae. The transcript is spliced from 108 exons. Gene Ontology annotation, cellular component: sarcoplasmic reticulum membrane; calcium channel complex; Z disc. Gene Ontology annotation, biological process: intracellular calcium ion homeostasis; calcium ion transmembrane transport.
GGAUUGUCUGAUUUCUCCUGAGGAGCUGCAAAUAACCCUCGGAGAAGGAUGGCAGAGGGAGAGGGGGGAGAUGAGGAGAUACAGUUCCUACGAACGGAAGACCAAGUUGUGCUCCAGUGCAGUGCAACUGUUCUGAAGGAGCAGAUCAAACUAUGCCUUUCCUGUGAGGGGUUCGGGAACCGUCUGUGCUUUCUUGAGACUACAUCAAAUGCACAGAAUGUGCCGCCUGAUCUGGCAAUCUGUGCCUUUAUACUGGAGCAGUCGCUCUCGGUACGAGCCCUGCAAGAGAUGCUGGCAAACACCAUGGAGAUGAUGGAGUCAUCUCAGGGAGGGGGUCACCGAACGCUGCUCUAUGGUCAUGCCAUCCUCCUGAGACACUACCACUCUGGCAUGUAUCUGAGCUGCUUGACAUCAUCCCGGUCACUUACAGACAAACUGGCUUUUGAUGUGGGCCUGCAGGAGGAUUCAACAGGGGAAGCAUGCUGGUGGACCAUCCAUCCUGCAUCCAAGCAGAGGUCAGAGGGUGAGAAGGUCAGAGUAGGAGAUGACCUGAUCCUUGUUAGCGUGUCAUCAGAGAGAUACCUGCAUCUAUCCUAUGCCAGUGGGGACCUGAUGGUAGAUGCCUCCUUCAUGCAGACUUUAUGGAACAUGAAUCCGAUCUGCUCAGGCUGUGAGCUGGCAGAGGGGUACGUAACUGGAGGUCAAGUCUUAAGACUGUUCCAUGGUCACAUGGACGAGUGUCUGGCCAUCUCAACACCUGAUCAGGGAGAGGAACAGCGCAAGAUUGCACAGUAUGAAGGAGGCGCGGUAUGUAAUCAGGCCCGUUCAUUGUGGAGACUUGAGCCUCUGAGAAUCGGUUGGAGUGGUAGCCACAUGAAGUGGGGCCAGGCCUUCCGCGUACGUCACAUCACAACGGGUAGAUACCUGUGUCUGGACGAGGAAAAGGGACUGAUGGUUCUCGACCCAGAGAAAGCCAACACCAAGCUGUCUGCUUUCUGUUUCCGUGCAUCGAAGGAGAAGGUGGAGGGGGCUCAAAAGAAGCGAGAUGUGGAAGGAAUGGGUGUUCCUGAGAUCAAGUAUGGCGAGUCCAUGUGCUUUGUGCAGCAUCUCUCCACAGGGCUGUGGCUCACAUAUGCUGCUCUAGACGCCAAAGCAGCUCGCCUGGGAACCAUGAAGAGAAGGGCCAUUUUGCAUCAAGAGGGCCAUAUGGAUGAUGCACUGACUAUGUCUCGCUCCCAGACAGAAGAAUCUCAGGCUGCUCGUAUGAUCUACAGCACCACUGGCCUUUUUACACAGUUCAUCAAAGGUCUCGACUCUCUGAGUGGGAAGAACAAAUCCCCUGGUCCAGUGUCCCUGCUGCUGGAUGGAGUAAUUCUGUCGUUGCAGGAUCUGAUCCACUAUUUCCAACCUCCAGAGGAGGAGCUGGAACACGAAGAGAAGCAGACCAAGCUGCGCUCUCUACGUAAUCGACAGAACCUCUUCCAAGAAGAGGGGAUGAUCACAGUCGUGCUGGAGUGUGUGGAUCGUCUGAAUGUCUACAACACUGCUGCACACUUCUCUGAAUUUGCUGGGGAGGAAGCGGCAGAGUCUUGGAAAGAGAUUGUCAACCUACUCUAUGAACUGCUUGCGUCUCUGAUCAGAGGAAACCGUGCUAACUGUGCUCUGUUCUGCGAUAAUCUGGACUGGCUAGUCAGUAAACUGGAUCGUCUAGAAGCGUCUUCAGGCAUUCUGGAGGUGCUUUACUGUGUUUUGAUUGAAAGUCCUGAAGUCUUGAACAUCAUCCAGGAGAACCACAUCAAGUCUAUAAUUUCUCUCUUGGACAAACACGGUCGCAACCAUAAGGUUUUAGAUGUGCUUCGCUCUCUCUGUGUGUGUAACGGUGUAGCAGUGAGGUCCAAUCAAAACCUCAUCACAGAAAAUUUGCUUCCGGGUCGUGACCUUCUGCUGCAGACUAACAUCGUUAACUACGUAUCAAGCGUGAGGCCCAAUAUCUACUUGGGCACGUGUGAAGGUUCUACACAGUACAAAAAGUGGUACUUUGAGGUGAUGGUGGACUAUGUGGAGGCAUUUGUGACAGCACAGGCUACACAUCUGCGUGUGGGCUGGGCAAUGACUGAAGGCUACAGUCCUUACCCAGGAGGAGGAGAGGGCUGGGGUGGCAAUGGGGUGGGUGAUGACCUCUACUCUUAUGGUUUUGAUGGCCUUCACUUGUGGUCAGGCCAUGUAUUGCGUCAGGUCGCUUCACCCAACCAGCACAUCCUGGCAGCAGAAGAUGUUGUGAGCUGCUGUCUGGAUCUGAGCGUGCCCAGUAUCUCCUUCCGUAUCAAUGGUCAUCCAGUCCAGGGGAUGUUUGAGAACUUCAAUGUUGAUGGCCUUUUCUUCCCUGUUAUUAGUUUCUCUGCUGGAGUAAAAGCUCGCUUCCUGUUGGGUGGUCGUCACGGUGAUUUUAAGUUCCUACCCCCUCCCGGCUAUGCUCCGUGUUAUGAAGCUCUUCUCCCCAAAGACAGGAUGCGCAUUGAGCCCAUUAAGGAGUAUAAGCACGACUUUGAUUGUGUCAGAAACCUGCUAGGUCCCACACAGUCCCUCACGCACACCUCAUUUACUCCCUGCCCUGUUGACACUGCCCAGAUUGUACUACCUCCUCAUUUGGAGCGCAUCAGAGAGAAGCUUGCAGAAAACAUCCAUGAGCUUUGGGCCGUGACCCGGAUUGAGCAGGGUUGGACCUAUGGAGUGUUUAGGGAUGAUAAUAAGAAACUGCACCCAUGCCUGGUGGACUUUCAGAGUCUUCCAGAACCUGAGAGGAACUAUAACCUUCAGAUGUCUGGAGAGACCUUGAAAACCCUAUUAGCUCUUGGCUGCCAUGUAGGCAUGGGAGAUGAAAAAGCAGAAGAGAAUCUGAGGAAGAUCAAACUACCCAAAACAUAUGUGAUGAGCAGUGGGUACAAACCUGCUCCCCUGGAUCUCAGUCAUGUCAAACUGACACCUAAUCAGAAUCAGCUGGUGGAGAAGCUGGCCGAAAAUGGGCACAAUGUGUGGGCACGAGACAGAGUGAGACAGGGUUGGACCUACAGCAUUGUGCAGGACAUCAUGAAUAAGCGUAAUCCUCGUCUGGUGCCAUACAACCUGCUGGAUGAGAGAACCAAAAAGACCAACAGAGACAGUGUGAACAAUGCAGUACGCACACUGAUUGGUUAUGGAUACAACAUCGAGCCCCCAGAUCAGGAGAGCAGUGGGCAGGGUGUUGACAAUGCACGUGGAGAUAAAGUGCGUAUCUUCAGGGCAGAAAAGCAGUAUGCUGUUACCUCAGGAAAAUGGUACUUUGAGUUUGAGGCUGUAACCAUAGGAGAGAUGAGAGUGGGCUGGGCCCGACCAAACGUCCGCGCUGAUGUUGAGCUUGGUUCUGAUGAGCUGGCCUAUGUCUUUAAUGGAAACAGGGCUCAGCGAUGGCACAUUGGUAAUGAGCCAUUUGGGCGUCAAUGGAUGUCUGGUGAUGUGGUGGGCUGCAUGAUAGACCUCACUGAAAUGAACAUCAUGUUCACUCUUAACGGAGAGAUGCUUAUCAGCGAUUCUGGCUCUGAAAUGGCCUUCAAAGACAUUGAGAUUGGAGACGGUUUUAUUCCAGUCUGCACAUUGGGUCUGUCUCAGGUGGGUCGUAUAAACUUGGGUCAGAAUGUUAGCAGUCUGCGCUACUUUGCCAUCUGUGGGCUUCAAGAAGGCUUUGAGCCAUUCGCCAUCAACAUGAAGAGAGACAUCACCAUGUGGUUCAGUAAGAGCCUGCCCCAGUUUGUUCCAGUGCCUACCGACCACAACCACAUUGAGGUGUCUCGUGUGGAUGGAACUGUGGACAGUGCCCCCUGUCUGAAAAUAAUGCACAAGACAUUUGGAUCCCAAAACGCUAACACAGACAUGCUGUUCUUCAGACUGAGCAUGCCUGUGGAGUUUGACCUGACCUUCAAGGUGCCCGCAGGCACCACUCCUCUUACACGCACCCUCACCAUCCCAGAGGACGAGGUGCUGGAGGUAGACCCUGACUCUGAGUUUGAAGUGCUGAAAAAGUCAGCCAGUCGCAAAGAGCAGGAGGAGAAGGAAAAGGAGCCAUCAGUGCCCAAAGAUGUACAGAGCAUUAAAGAAAAUGACAAAGACACUGCAUCGGAGAAAGGAAAGAAGAAAGGUUUCCUGUUUAAGGCUAAAAAGGCAGCCAUGAUCACCACUCCCCCUCCUCCUCCUCUUAUGCCACGUUUGUUUGAAGAUGUGGUGCCUGAUGAUCGUGAUGACCCAGAGAUCAUCCUCAAUACGACCACAUACUAUUACUCAGUGCGUAUCUUCGCCGGGCAAGAGCCUAGCGGGGUGUGGGUGGGCUGGGUCACCCCGGACUACCACAUGUAUGACCUCAACUUUGACCUGUCUAAGGUCCGUACUGUCACUGUGACAGUUGGAGACGACAAGGGCAAUGUACAUGACAGUAUAAGGAGGAGUAACUGUUACAUGGUGUGGAGCGGAGAGUUUGGCAACUCCCAGCAGAAGUUCAGCCAGGAGGAUCUAGUAAUUGGUUGCUUGAUUGACCUGGCAACAGGUCUCAUGACUUUCACAGCCAACGGGAAGGAGAUCAACAGUUUCUAUCAGGUGGAGCCCAACACAAAACUGUUCCCAGCUGUGUUCAUAAUGCCGGGCAGCCAGAACAUGCUACAACUGGAGCUGGGAAAACUCAAGAAUAUCAUGCCUCUUUCAGCGGCCAUGUUCCGUAGUGAGCGUAAGAACCCGGUGCCUCAGUGUCCACCUCGGCUGGACGUAGAGAUGCUUACCCCAGUGAUCUGGAGCAGGAUGCCAAACCAUUUCCUGAAACCAGAAGUAGGACGGGCCAGUGAAAAGCAUGGCUGGAUGGUGGAAUGUACAGAGCCUCUCACCAUGAUGGCUCUGCAUAUACCUGAAGAGAACAGGUGUAUUGAUAUCCUGGAACUGUCUGAGCAGCAUGAUCUACUGAAAUUUCACUAUCACACUCUGAUGCUUUACUGUGCCGUAUGUGCAUUGGGCAACAAUCGUGUGGCCCAUGCUCUUUGCAGUCAUGUGGACGAAUCACAACUCUUCUAUGCUAUCGAAAACACCUACCUGCCUGGCCCCCUUCGCAGCGGCUACUUCGACCUUCUCAUCAGUAUUCACCUAGAGUCAGCCAAACGCAACCGCUUAGGAACUAACCGGGAGUUCAUCAUUCCCAUGUCGGAAGAGACCCUCAGUAUUACACUUUUCCCGGAUGCAAAGGCAGCUCAUGACCUGCCUGGAGUGGGCCUCACUACCUGCCUCAGACCCAAGCUACACUUCUCCCCCAUCAACUUUGUGGGCACUGACCCAGACCUUUACACCCUCAGCCCCAUUAUCCCACUGCAGGAGCUGAAGACCCAGGCUCUGAGCAUGCUGACCGAAGCUGUGUUUGAUGGCAGUCAUGCUAUGCGCGAUCCUGUAGGGGGCAGCGUUGAGUUCCACUUUGUUCCAAUCCUUAAACUAAUCAGCACCCUCCUCAUUAUGGGCAUUUUCAAUGAUGAGGACGUCAAGCAUAUCCUCAAGAUGAUCGAACCCAGUGUGUUUGGAGCAGAAGAGGAGGAGGCAGGAGAGAAAGAGGAACCAGGAGAGGAAGCUGCUCCCAAGGAGGAGGGAGAGGAGUUGAAAGAGAAAGAAGAGUUGGCUGAAGUAGAGGAGGCGGUGGAUGAAGGAGUAGGGGAGGAGGAGGAGGAGGAGGAGCUGAAAGCCCUGAAGAAGGAGGGAGAAGAAGGCAAAGAGGUCGAGAAGGCAGUGGAGGAGGAGGAAGGAGAGAAGGUUGAUGGGGAAAAAGCAGAGGAAGAGAAGGAGGCAGAAUUACAAGAGGAGGCCAAAGAGGAGGAAGAGGAAGCACCGGAGGAGGGGCUACUCCAAAUGAAGCUUCCAGAGUCUGUCAAACUGCAGAUGUGUACACUUCUACAGUAUUUCUGUGACUGUGAGCUCAGACACAGAGUGGAGGCUAUUUUGGCAUUCUCCAAUAACUUCAUACAGCAGAUCCAAACAAACCAGCGUGAACGGUACAACACGCUAAUGAGAGCAUUUACAAUGUCCGCUGCAGAAACUGCUCGCAGGACCCGAGAGUUCCGCUCCCCUCCGCAGGAACAGGUUUUCCUGUUGACUAACUUUAAGCACAACCCAGAGGAGGAGGACUGCCCAGUGCCUGAGGAAGUGCGAGAAACCCUUCAGAAAUUCCAUAAUGACCUCCUGAAUCACUGUGGUGUCCAUGUUGAAGAAGAAGAGGAGGAGGAAGAGGUGGAUGCGUCACUCAGAGGAAGACUGCUCAGUCUGGUGGAGAAGGUCAAGAGCCUCAGGAAGAAAAAGGAGGAAGAGGAGCCAGAACCAGAUGAAGAACCCAAACCUAGCACAUUACAAGAGCUGAUAUCCCACACAAUGAUUCACUGGGCUCAGGAAUCCUUCAUUCAGAACCCUGAGCUGGUGCGGCUGAUGUUCAGUCUUCUCCACCGGCAAUAUGAUGCUCUGGGAGAGUUGAUCAGAGCAUUGCCUAAGGCCUAUGCUAUCAACGCUGUGUCCAUACAGGACACCAUGGACCUGCUGGAGUGCCUGGGGCAGAUUCGCUCCCUGCUCAUUGUCCAGAUGGGCCCAGAAGAGGAGAGGCUUAUGAUCCAGAGCAUUGGUAACCUCAUGAACAACAAAGUGUUUUACCAGCACCCUAAUCUGAUGCGAGCCCUGGGCAUGCAUGAGACAGUCAUGGAGGUCAUGGUAAACGUGCUGGGAGGUGGAGACUCUAAGGAAAUUCGAUUCCCACAGAUGGUGACCAAUUGCUGUCGCUUCCUGUGCUACUUCUGUAGGAUCAGCCGUCAGAACCAGCGAUCCAUGUUUGACCAUCUCUCAUACCUGCUGCAGAACAGUGGCAUUGGACUGGGAAUGCGUGGAUCCACGCCUCUUGAUGUUGCUGCUGCAUCCUGCAUUGACAACAAUGAGCUGGCCCUGGCUCUUCAAGAACAAGACCUUGAGAUGGUGGUGACGUACCUGGCUGGCUGCGGCCUGCGGAUGUGUCCCAUGCUCCUGUCUAAAGGCUACCCUGACAUAGGAUGGAAUCCAUGUGGAGGAGAGAGAUACUUGGACUUCCUGCGCUUUGCUGUGUUUGUCAAUGGUGAGAGUGUAGAGGAGAACGCCAAUGUAGUUGUUCGUCUGUUGAUUCGUCGGCCUGAGUGCUUCGGCCCUGCCCUGAGAGGAGAGGGUGGUGCAGGUCUGUUAGCUGCCAUUGAGGAGGCUAUUAAGAUCUCUGAAGACCCUGCCAGAGAUGGGCCGACUCCUAAAAAGGACAGACGUUUCAUGUUUGGAGGGGAGGAGCAACAAGAGGAGAACAGAGUGCAUCUUGGGAAUGCCAUUAUGUCAUUUUACUCAGCCCUUAUUGACUUGUUGGGUCGCUGUGCCCCUGAGAUGCAUUUGAUCCAAGCAGGUAAAGGCGAAGCUUUGAGAAUCAGAGCCAUCUUGAGGUCACUGGUGCCCAUUGAAGAUCUAGUGGGAGUCAUCAGCUUACCUGUUCAGAUUCCCACCCUUGGCAAAGAUGGUCAGAUAGUUGAGCCAAAAAUGUCAGCGAGUUUCGUGCCAGACCACAAAGCCUCCAUGGUGCUUUUCCUGGACAGAGUGUACGGCAUUGAAAACCAGGACUUCCUGUUACAUGUGCUGGAGGUGGGCUUUCUGCCCGAUAUGAGAGCUGGAGCUUCACUGGAUACGGCGGCGUUUAGCACCACAGAGAUGGCACUGGCUCUGAACCGUUACCUGUGCUCCGCUGUGCUGCCUCUACUCACUAAGUGUGCCCCACUGUUCGCUGGCACAGACCACCGUGCCAUUAUGAUCGACUCUAUGCUGCACACUAUCUAUAGGCUGUCCCGUGGCCGUGCUCUUACUAAAGCUCAGAGAGACGUCAUUGAGGACUGCCUCAUGUCUCUUGUCAAGUAUUUGCGGCCAUCUAUGUUGCAGCAUCUGUUGAGGAGGCUUGUGUUUGAUGUGCCAAUCCUAAACGAGUAUGCCAAGAUGCCCCUCAAGUUGCUGACCAAUCACUAUGAGCGUUGCUGGAAGUAUUAUUGUCUGCCUAAUGGAUGGGCCAACUUUGGAAUCACAUCAGAAGAGGAGCUGCAUCUUUCUCGGAAACUCUUCUGGGGCAUCUUUGAGUCCCUCGCACACAAGAAAUUUGAUGCAGAGCUGUUUAAGAUUGCCAUGCCCUGUAUCUGUGCCAUUGCGGGUGCCAUCCCUCCAGACUAUGUAGAUGCCAGCUAUUCAUCCAUAACUGAGAAGAAAGCAUCUGUUGAUGCUGAGGGCAACUUUGAUCCCAAGCCAGUGGAGACAACCAACACAAUCAUCCCUGAGAGGCUGGAUGCCUUCAUAAACAAAUAUGCUGAGCACACGCAUGAUAAAUGGGCCUUUGAGAAGAUCCAGAACAACUGGACAUUUGGAGAGGUUCUAGAUGAGAAUGCCAAAACCCAUCCCAUGCUGCGGCCAUACAAGACUUUCUCAGAAAAGGAUAAGGAGAUCUAUCGCUGGCCCAUUAAAGAGUCCGUCAAGGCUAUGCUGGCAUGGGAAUGGACUCUCGAGAAAGCCAGAGAUGGAGAGACUGAGAAAACAGAGGUGAAGGCCACCAGGAAGAUCUCUCAGACUGCUCAGGCCACCUAUGACCCAAGCCAGGGAUACUCUCCCCAGCCAGUAGACCUAACAAGCAUGGCAUUGUCCAGAGAGCUACAGUCCAUGGCAGAGCAGCUCGCUGAGAAUUACCACAACACAUGGGGCCGCAAAAAGAAGAUGGAACUGCAAGCCAAGGGUGGUGGCACCCACCCUUUGCUGGUACCAUACGAUACGCUGACAGCCAAGGAGAAGGCAAGGGACAGAGAGAAAGCCCAAGACCUGCUCAAAUUCCUCCAGUUCAACGGUUAUGCGGUCACCAGAGGUUUGAAGGACAUGGAGCAGGAAAUUUCCUCCAUUGAGAAGCGCUUUGCUUACGGGUUCCUACAGAAGCUGUUGAAGUGGAUGGAGAUUGCACAGGAGUUUAUUGCUCAUCUUGAGGCCGUUGUGAGCAGUGGAAGAGUUGAGAAAUCUCCUCAUGAACAGGAGAUUAAAUUCUUUGCCAAGAUUUUGCUUCCAUUGAUAAACCAAUACUUUAAGAAUCACUGCCUGUAUUUCCUGUCCACACCAGCAAAAGUCCUGGGCAGUGGUGGCCACGCCUCCAACAAGGAGAAAGAGAUGAUUGCAAGUAUCUUCUGUAAGUUGGCCGGUCUGGUGAGACACAGGGUUUCCCUCUUUGGCACUGAUGCCUCAGCAGUGGUCAACUGUCUUCAUAUCUUGUCCCGCUCACUGGAUGCCAGGACUGUGAUGAAAUCUGGGCCCGAGAUUGUGAAGGCUGGUCUGCGCUCUUUCUUUGAGAGUGCUGCCGAUGAUAUUGAGAAGAUGGUUGAGAACCUCAAAUUGGGGAAGGUGUCCACCAAAAACCAGGUGAAAGGUGUAUCUCAGAAUAUAAACUACACCACCAAUGCUCUGCUGCCAGUGCUCACCUCUCUAUUUGACCACAUCGCCCAGCACCAGUUUGGAGAUGAUGUCAUCUUGGAUGAUCUGCAGAUAUCCUGUUACCGUAUCAUGUGCAGCAUCUACUCCCUGGGCACUGUAAAGACCCCUCAUGCCGAGAACCAAAGACCUGCUUUAGGAGAGUGUCUGGCUCAUCUGGCUGCUGCCAUGCCUGUUGCCUUCCUGGAGCCCCAUCUCAAUGAAUUCAACGCCUACUCUGUGUACACAACCAAAACCCCUCGAGAGAGAACAAUCCUGGGUCUGCCCAGUCAAGUACAGGAGCUUUGUCUAGACAUCCCUGAGCUCGACGUGUUGAUGAAGGAUAUCGGGCAUCUGGCAGAAUCUGGGGCCCGUUAUACAGAGAUGCCACAUGUGAUUGAGAUCACCCUGCCCAUGCUGUGUAACUAUCUGCCUCGCUGGUGGGAGAGGGGACAAGAGAACUUCCCAGAGCAGGAGGGUCAACUUUGCACUGAUGUCACCUCUGAGCAACUUAAUCAAUUGCUGGGCAGCAUCAUGAAGAUUGUCGUCAAUAACCUGGGCAUUGAUGAAGCUUCCUGGAUGAAGAGACUGGCAGUGUUUGCUCAACCCAUCGUGAGCAGAGCAAAGCCAGAGAUGCUGAAGUCCCACUUUAUCCCCACCAUGGAGAAGCUGAAGAAGCGCAGUGGAAAGGUGGUGGCUGAGGAGGAACAGCUGCGUAUGGAAGGGAAGACAGAGGUGGACAGCGAGGAGGGAACCAUUCGCGAUGAAUUUGCUGUGCUCUGCAGGGAUCUGUAUGCUCUUUACCCGCUGCUCAUCAGAUACGUGGACAACAACAGGGCAAGAUGGUUGACCUGUCCUGACCCUGAUGCUGAGGACCUCUUCAGGAUGGUUGGAGAAGUCUUCAUUUUCUGGUCUAAAUCUCAUAACUUCAAGCGUGAGGAGCAGAACUUUGUGGUGAUGAAUGAGAUUAACAACAUGUCCUUCCUCACUGCUGACAGUAAAAGCAAGAUGAGCAAGGCCGGGGACGGAGAGGGUGGAGGCUCAGAUGUUGAGCGGACCAAGAAGAAGCGCCGUGGGGACCGUUACUCUGUGCAGACGUCACUGAUUGUAGCGGCCCUGAAGAAACUGCUCCCCAUUGGUCUCAACAUGUGCUCUCCUGCAGAUCAAGAGCUCAUAAACAUGGCCAAGAUCCGCUACUCCCUGAAAGACACAGAUGAGGAAGUAAGGGAGUUUCUGCAGAAUAACCUUCAUCUACAGGGCAAGGUGGAGGACCCUUCCAUGCGCUGGCAGAUGGCUCUGUAUAAAGAGACCUCAGGUAAAGCUGAAGAUGCUGAUGCACCAGAGAAGGUUGUGAAGAGAGUCCAGGAAGUUUCUGCUGUUCUCUACCACCUUGAGCUGACUGAGCACCCAUACAAGUCUAAGAAGAUGGUUUGGCACAAGCUUCUGUCCAAACAGCGCCGUAGGGCAGUGGUGGCCUGCUUCAGAAUGACACCACUGUACAACAUCCCUAGGCACCGGGCAUCUAACAUGUUCCUUGAUGGAUACAAGCGCAACUGGAUUGAAAAUGAGGGCUACUCGUUUGAAGACAAAAUGAUAGAUGACUUAUCUAAAGCCAUGGAGCAGGAAGAGGAAGAAGAGGAAGAAACUGAAACAAAACCGGACCCCCUUCAUCAGCUCAUCCUUCAUUUCAGCCGCACCGCUCUCACCGAGAAAACUAAACUUGAAGUGGAUCAUUUGUACAUGUCAUAUGCUGAUAUUAUGGCAAAAAGCUGCCACAUUGGUGAGGAGGACGAAGGGGGAGAGGAGGGGGGUGACGAGUCAUCCUUUGAGGAGAAGGAGAUGGAAAAACAGAGGCUUCUUUACCAACAGUCACGCCUACAUAAUCGUGGAGCAGCUGAAAUGGUGCUACAGAUGAUCAGUGCCUGCAAAGGAGAAACAGGAGCCAUGGUGUCCUCUACUCUCAAACUUGGCAUCUCCAUCCUCAAUGGUGGCAACAGUGAUGUUCAGCAGAGAAUGUUAGACUACUUGAAGGACAAGAAAGAUGUCGGCUUCUUUUUGAGCUUACAGGCCCUUAUGCAAACCUGCAGUGUUCUGGACCUGAAUGCGUUUGAGAGGCAGAAUAAGGCUGAGGGGCUUGGGAUGGUGUCUGAGGAGGGCUCCAACAUCAGGCUAGAACGUGAGGAGAAAGUGAUGGCGGAUGAUGAAUUCACUUGCGACCUCUUCCGCUUCCUGCAGCUGCUCUGCGAAGGCCACAACAACGACUUCCAGAACUAUCUGCGCACACAGACAGGCAGUACAACCACAAUCAACAUCAUCAUCUGUACUGUUGACUAUCUGCUCAGACUGCAGGAGUCUAUCAGUGACUUCUACUGGUAUUACUCUGGGAAGGAUAUUAUUGAUGAACCAGGCAAGAGGAACUUCUCUAAGGCAAUGACAGUUGCUAAACAGGUCUUCAACAGCCUGACAGAGUAUAUUCAGGGUCCUUGCACUGGUAAUCAACAGUCUCUGGCACACAGCAGAUUGUGGGAUGCCGUGGUGGGCUUCUUACACGUGUUUGCACACAUGAUGAUGAAGCUAGCACAGAUCCCUGACCCAGGACUCCGAAAUGGCGAUCAUUUCUGGAGUAGAACACACUCCGAGGACUCCAGUCAAAUUGGUCUGUUGAAGGAGCUCCUGGAUCUACAGAAGGACAUGGUGGUCAUGCUUCUCUCUCUACUGGAGGGCAAUGUUGUGAAUGGCACAAUCGCUCGCCAGAUGGUUGACAUGCUGGUUGAGUCAUCCAGCAAUGUGGAGAUGAUUCUCAAGUUCUUCGACAUGUUCCUCAAACUGAAGGAUAUUGUGGCGUCAGAUGCCUUCCGUGACUAUGUGACGGACCCUCGUGGCCUCAUCUCCAAGAAGGACUUCUCCAAGGCUAUGGACAGUCAGAAGCAGUACACACCAUCUGAGAUUCAGUUCCUGCUGUCCUGCUCCGAGGCCGACGAGAACGAGAUGAUCAAUUUUGAAGAGUAUGCUGAUCGCUUCCAAGAGCCAGCAAAAGACAUCGGCUUUAACAUUGCCGUGCUGCUCACCAACCUCUCUGAGCAUGUUCCUCAUGACACUCGCCUGCAGAAUUUCUUGGAGCAAGCUGAGAGCGUGCUGAACUAUUUCCGCCCCUUCCUGGGCCGUAUCGAAAUCAUGGGCGCCAGCAAGAGGAUUGAGCGCAUCUACUUUGAGAUCAGCGAGGCCAAUCGCAACCAGUGGGAGAUGCCUCAGGUCAGAGAGUCAAAGCGGCAGUUCAUCUUUGAUGUGGUCAACGAAGGUGGGGAAUCUGAGAAGAUGGAGCUCUUUGUGAACUUCUGCGAGGACACCAUCUUUGAGAUGAACAUCGCCUCGCAGAUCUCCGAGCAGGAAGAGGAGGCUGUGGAAGACGAGGAUGAAGAAGAAGAGGAGAGCGGUGGUGGAGGAAACAGAGAAGGAGAAGGAGAGGAAGGCAAUGGAGAAGAAGCACCACCUGAAUCCAGCUCAGCAUUUGCUGAUUUCAUUAAGAGCGUCGUGAAUUUCCUAAGCCUGUUCACUUUCCAUAAUCUCAGGCGCCGUUACCGCAAAAUCAGGAAAAUGACCAUAAAGGAUAUGAUUGUUGGCUUGGUGAUGUUCCUCUAUACGGUCCUCUUUGGCAUUUUACAUUUCAUCUACAGCGUGUGCAAAGGCUUCUUCUUGCUCAUCUGGAACACCCUCUUUGGAGGUGGUCUUGUGGAGGGAGCAAAGAAGAUGACGUUGACAGAGAUUUUGACUAACAUGCCCGACCCAACUCAGGAUGAGGUGCACGGUGACCUGCCCCCCGAGCCUGGAGCAAGAAAGGUUCAAGAAUCAGGUGGAACUGGGGAGGGCGAGGAGGGAGCAGGUGGAGGAGAGGAAGAAGAAGAAGAUGGAGAAGAGGCUGAUGGAGGAAGGCCUGGGUUUGGUCCGUAUGGUGGACUCGGAGACAUGGGAGAGACUGAGCCAGAGGAGCCACCAACUCCAGAAGGCAGCCCACUACUGAAGAGGAAACUGCUGAGUGAAGGAGGAGAAGUAGAAGGAGAGCUGGUAGAGGAGGAGAAAGUAGAGGAAGAAGCAGCCCCAGAACCAGAAAAAGCAGAUGCUGAAAAUGGAGAGAAGGCUGACAAGGAGGCAGAGGCAAAGCCAGAGGAACAACAAGAUGAGCAAGAGGAGAAAAAGACAAAGGCUAAAGCAAAGAAAGGCAAGAAAGAGGCAGAAAAGGGCUUUGAACUCUGGAAUGAACUUGAAGUCCAAAGAAUUAAAUUCAUGAAUUAUUUGUCUCGCAAUUUCUACAACCUGCGCUUCCUGGCUCUGUUUAUCGCCUUUGCCCUGAACUUCAUUCUACUCUUCUACAAGGUGUCUGACAGCCCCCCUGGUGAGGAGGAGCUUGAGGGAUCAGCUAUGUUUGAGGGCUCUGGUGUAUUCGAGGGCUCUGAUAUAUUUGAUGGCUCAGGUGUUUUUGAGGGCUCUGGUGGAGAGGCUGAAGGUUCCGGAAUGGAGGAGAAUGGAGAGGAAGAUGAUGAAGAAAGUUUUGUCUAUUACUUUCUGGAAGAGAGCACUGGAUAUAUGGAGCCUGCCUUGGCCUUCUUUUCAAUUUUACACACCAUUAUUUCCUUUUUGUGUAUCAUCGGCUACAAUUGUCUGAAGGUUCCUUUGGUCAUCUUCAAGAGAGAGAAGGAGCUGGCCCGUAAACUGGAGUUUGAUGGUCUGUAUGUAACUGAGCAGCCAGAGGAUGAUGACAUCAAGGGCCAGUGGGACAGACUGGUCCUCAAUACACCGAGUUUCCCCAACAACUACUGGGACAAAUUUGUGAAGAGAAAGGUGCUGGAGAAGUAUGGUGACAUCUACGGUAGAGAGAGAAUCGCUGAACUGCUGGGAAUGGACCUAGCCGCGCUAGACGUCAGCGCUAUGACACACGAGAAGAAAGCUCAGUCUGAUCCCUCAAUGUUUACUUGGUUGACGUCUAUUGAUAUCAAGUACCAAAUCUGGAAAUUUGGUGUUGUGUUCACUGAUAAUACCUUCCUGUACUUGGUUUGGUAUACGGUUAUGUCACUGCUUGGUCACUACAAUAACUUCUUCUUUGCCUGUCAUCUGCUGGACAUCGCCAUGGGCGUCAAAACCCUGCGCACCAUCCUGUCCUCUGUAACCCACAAUGGCAAACAGCUGAUGAUGACUGUGGGUUUGCUGGCUGUGGUGGUCUACCUCUACACCGUAGUGGCCUUCAACUUCUUCCGAAAGUUCUACAACAUGAGUGAGGAUGAAGAUGAACCAGAUAUGAAGUGUGACGACAUGAUGACUUGUUAUCUAUUCCAUAUGUAUGUGGGUGUGAGGGCCGGUGGUGGUAUAGGAGAUGAGAUCGAAGAUCCGGCUGGUGACGAGUAUGAGCUUUAUCGUGUGGUUUUUGAUAUCACCUUCUUCUUUUUUGUCAUCGUCAUCCUGCUAGCCAUCAUUCAGGGUCUGAUCAUUGAUGCCUUUGGUGAGCUGAGAGAUCAGCAGGAGCAGGUCCGAGAAGACAUGGAGACUAAGUGCUUCAUCUGUGGAAUUGGAAGUGACUACUUUGACUCGACUCCGCAUGGCUUUGAGACGCAUACGAUGGAGGAGCACAAUUUAGCCAAUUACAUGUUCUUCCUGAUGUAUUUAAUCAACAAAGAUGAAACCGAGCACACAGGACAGGAGUCAUAUGUAUGGAAAAUGUACCAGGAGCGAUGCUGGGAUUUCUUCCCGGCUGGUGACUGUUUCAGGAAGCAGUAUGAGGAUCAACUUGGCUAAUUCUACAUCUUGGAAAAAGUGUGUGUUUGUGUGUCCGAAUAUAACUUCAGCUACUGUGGUCAGAGAGAAAAUUUUGAAAAAUAGCCAAAAGAAGGGAACAAGAGAUAAAUUACCCACUGUAGCCUUGAUUCUGUUCUCUCGACCCUCAUCAUAAGCCAACACAUCACACUGACCACACAAACUCCCUCAUAAUACUUAAGACCUUUUGAUUUCCCCUUGUGUUUAACUAAAUGAGAGAGAAAUGAGCAACCAUUGUGUUUCGGAGAUAAGGAAGAAGGUAUUUUAUACACUACAUGGCCUUUACUUCUCCAUAAAAGAAGCUAAAAUGAACUAACACCCCUAAACAAAGCCUUACUUUCCUCUCUCUGUUUUGUCUGUCUGUCACUUUGAAUCUUAAAAUUAUCACAGUGCCUAAUGUCGAUCUAUUACUACAUUGAGAAUUUAAGUAUGAUGAUUUUAUUGAUAGUCUGUACCUAUCUUUUUAUGUGUAGAGCACUAGCUGUCUAGAACCUUUAAUUUAGCCUAUAUAGUAUAGCUUGGUUUUAUGUCUAUAUUUAUUUAUUUAUGUAUACCACAGAAAUAUAGCCAUAUGAGUUGUAGCAUCCUGCUCUGUGACUUAUAUGCAGAGAAUUUUGACAAGUAUUAAGCCAGGCUUUUUACCUGGGACCUCGUGCAAUUUUGAGAAUGCGUGCAACAAACGUACACCGAUCAGCAACAACAUUAAAACCACCUGCCUAAUAUUGUGUAGGUCCUCCUUGU